CGACCUGUUCCAAUAGAGACCUUGCCAAAAGCGAACACGGACGGAAUGCCCUCGUUUUUUCUCCGUAGCUCUUGAGUUUUUGGACUGAUGAGAACUUUUCGAACUUUUCAUCUUGCCCUUGAUUUUUGACCAACGCUACAUCUAGCGUUGGCGCACGGUAUGGCCAUCUGGCUGCACGCAACGCGAGCGACAUCCACUCGAUGAACAUUAGCUAAUAAGCGUACCCCACAAACGUACUCGGAAGAACUUUCUUCUUCAUUCGUACCAUCGUAUUAUCACGAAUACACGCACACACAGAUACAAAGGGGACCCGUACGCACGCAGCCCUCAUUGCCGUCAUUGUAAAAAAAAAGCCUGAAACUCCGCCACCUUCUGUGCCGUGAUAGGAAAAUACGAAUCUCUACACAAUCGGCGUUCUGCGGGGUGCAUCCAAGCAUCGAUAUCCGUCGCCGUGAGUGUACCCGGGAAGGUGAAAAAAGUGAAUACAGUGCAAUAAAAGUUACGUCGUGCGAGUGUGACGGCGACCGUGAAUACAAUACGGUACCACUCGUCGUACCAGCGGCAGUAAGUGUGGCCAACGCGAAUGUUGAGCAACGACACGGGUUAGACGUGUAGCAUCAUCGGAGGAACCAGUGCCUGUUGGGUGUGCGGAUCAUCCGUGCGUCGUGCUACUUGUCCGUUGAGAUCCAACCAACCUGACGAGUGUUGUAAAAAGUGGUUCACCCUAACGCGAAUGUUCGCGAUGUGAGUUGUGUGCAGUGUCAUGCAGUAGUGCCGCUUGUGCUAGGACCACGGUCCUCUUCCCGGUUGCUGGACAUACGUACGCGCAUUCGUGACCGCCAGCGAUAAUUGUCUAACGCGAUUCUUUGCCUAAACCAUCCAAAAUCACAGUUACAUCGAAUGUUCGUGGAAAAGCGGUUCCGCCACUGCCGUCGCAGAUCGCAGCAAUCGUAAACAACAAACCGUGCUACUUGGAUCGCACCCGAAAGGCAGGUGUCCCUUUCACCAGCACAUCAGCACAUUGUCGCACAUUCGGAGAAGAAGAACGGCCGCGUAUGAGGAAAGUUAUUUGAUUCUGCACCACGUCACUAUCGCCCGCCGGCAUCUGCAUCUACCUCUUGUUGCAGCUAUUGGACCAAUGCAAUCUUGAGCGAAGCAACUAAUGCAACCUUAACGUGCAACAACAUAGCUCGAACUUCAACGGCAAACACAGUUCAAGUAGAGCACACUUCAAUAACAUAACAUAACGCUGUAACAAUUAAAGUACUACUAAUAAUAUCGUUCACCCAUCGGAGGCUACUACUACACACCGUGCACUUACUCUCGUGCCUCGAUGGAACGGGAACGAGAUCGUGAACGAGGCAGCAGCGGUGGUGGUAUAGUGAGAGGUGAAAGCGGUAGCAGCGGACGCAUCAAACACUCUAAGAAACGAUCCCGCAAAAGUAGCAAGAAAUCCAAAAGGAAACGACACAACUCCGCCUCGGACGUGGACGACUUGUCUUCCCCUUCGUUCGGCGAGGAAUCGAAGCGAUAUUCGCGAUCACAGAAAUACGCGUACGACGACAGCAGCGGCGAGCUGGAGGGAGAACUGGCCGAGCGGACCGCGGUGUCCGGCAGUAAGUCCGGUGUGGAGUAUUCCGACGUAAGUUCGGAUGAUUUCUCCGCUCCCGAGGCGGGUGAAAUUGAAACAGACGUCUCGGAAACUGGCGGAGGUGGUGGUGGCGGUGGUGGUGGUGGUGGUGGUGGUGGCGGUGGCGGCGCGUUUGUUGACAAUGGAGAUGACUCGCUUAUCAGUGGCGACGAAACGGACGGCAUCGAUGGUAGAACGAAAAGAAGAAGCAAGUCACGCCACCACCAUCGACACCAUCGGCGCAAGAAGUCGCUCAACGCCGGUGGUCAUUGUAAGGUAGGAGGCUCCCAUCGGUCCUCCAGCACGACGAAGCGUUGGAGCCGAUCGUCGCAGUCUAAAAGGGUCGAGAUGGACUUGCGCAGCCGAACACCAUCGUUGCCGGAUGUUGUGGAAUCGAACCGAAGGGAGGUCGACUCGAAGGGAGUUGGUACCCUUGCGGUAUCUUCCAUCAGCGGUUCGUCCGAUCGUUCCAAACGGAUCAACUCCAUAUCCUCGGAUACUUCGUCGAUGAAGUAUCGUCAGCAAAAAAAGCGAACCAAGCUGAAGGAUGAGGAAGCGAUGCUCGGUGCUGAUAAUGCGCUCGAGGACGAGCACGAAGCACGGUUAGCUCGGAAUAAAGACGACGAAAGAGUGGAAGCGCCGGAUAGGGCGGCGGAAGCGGCCGAUGGAAAUGGUGGAACCGGUACGGAAGAACUGGAUGAUGAAAACGAGGAGGAGGAGGAGGAUGGCGAGGAGGAGGAGGAGGAGGAGGAGGAAGAGUAUAUCAACAACGAUGAAGGGCAGUCGAUCGCUAGCAGGAAGCGGAUUAAGAAAAGCAAGAAGGAUAAAAAGCACAAGAGAAAUAAAAAGUCCAAAAAGCGAAAGAGGAAACUGCGCACCAAAUCGAUAUCGAGCAUCGAGACGAUCUCGGAGAGUGAAGAUUCGCUGCUGGAGUCGAUGACGCCACCGCUGAAGCAGUCGCCCAUGUAUCGCGGAGUCGGCAGUCGCGAAGGCAGCAAAUCCUACACACCGGUUCACAAUGACACCAAUCUUACGCCAGUUUCGCCAGGGACUCCUCCGCUGCUAGAUCAUCAUCAUUCAACGCGGCAUUCGCUAAACAGUCCGUACGAUAGUCACGAUGUCGCAGCACGGAGUCGCACUCCAGUCGAGCGUGAUUGUGACCACGAUCGUGAACGAGAACGGGAUCGCGAUCACAGAGAUCGGGAGCGGGACCGUUCGUCGAAUGCCGGUGGCAGCGCCAGCAGCCGCAAGCUGUAUAUCACAUCUUCCCCCCAUACUCCACCUGUCGGCGCCAUGCAUAAGAAAAAUGCAUCGUCUUACCAUGAUCGUUCGCUGCAGCAGCAGCAGCAGCACCCCGGCAGUCCGAUCGAUCUGGACAGUCCACCACCGCCGGCGCUGCGCCACAGACGGAGCAGUAGCCAUCGUGGAAGCAGCCGGCGACGCAGUCAAUCAAACGAUCGACGAUACAGCUCCAGGAGAACACCUUCGCCAAAUUCCCGGCACAAACCCCAUACUCCUCCGCCCACAAAACGGCGACGGGAUAGGUCGCCCCCGGAGAAGGAUUACUACCGGAAAUCGGAUAGUCGCAGUUACAGUAAGCGAGAAAGAGAUUGGGACGACCGUCGCGGCAAUGACACCCAUAAACGGUUCCUCAGCAGAACUCCGAGCCCCAGCAGCAACCGACGCUCCCGCCGGACACCAUCGCCUGCCACGACGAGCAGGACGAGAUCGUCGCGAAAGGGAGGAUACUAUAGCCCGUCGCCGGAACGGAGUGCCGGAGGCAGCAGCAGCUAUGUGUCUUCACGCUCGAGGCAUCGCUCGCGCAGUCCACGCCGAUCGUCGCCUCUAUCGUCGUCCGCCAGUAAGCGCUACUCUAGCAGCCGAUCCCGCUCACCGCAGAUGCCUUCAGCUAAAAAGAUUGACCUACAGAAGAAAAUCACCGACACCAGCUUCUUCGCAGAACUGAUCAAGGACAAACACAAGCGCAACAAGACGCUGCAAGAGAUUUUGGAAAACAAAAAGAAAAAUGAUGCGUCCGGUGGGGCCGGCGGGGUAGCGGGUGACGAUACCAGUGCGACCACCGUUUCGCUGGACGGUGAGAGCGUGCCGAAGAGCGAUGGUAACAAUGGGGCCACGAACCCAGCGGCGGCGGCGGCUGCUGCUGCUACGGAAGCUGCCAGUGCUAAUGGAGUGAAGGACAGCAAACACUCAGACGCCGGGGGUAAUGUGACCGACAUACCGAUGCCAGAGUCCGCGGCAGAUCAAACCGAUGGCAGGGUUGGCCAAAACCCUUCCGCCAACUGUUGCGACAUGAGCAAUAGCAAUAGCAAUGGUGGCAAUAGUAACUUGGUUCCCGAUUCACGAAUUCCUGUGAUAACGAACAAUGCAGUGCAUCAUCAUCAGCAUCAUCAUCAUCAUCAUUCUCAGUCCGGCAGCGGCAAUUCAGAACCAAGCGCGGAACCGGCGGGCGCGACGGCGAUGGUGGCGCACACGUCGUCGGAGAGCAGCAACAGCAACACGAACAGCAGCAGCGGCAGCAUUGCACCAUCGAAGCCAAAAAGUCUCACCAACCUACCGAUGCCGCCAGGGGUGAAUGUGGCCGACCUGGAGGGUGCUCAAACGCCCAGCCCUCCCGGACCCAUCAGUCCCGUUGCAGCAGCAACGAUGAAAGUAAUGCCCAUUCCUACGCUGACCACUACCGGCGCCGUUCCGCUGCCAGCUGCAAACAGUGCCACAACGAACACGGCCAAACAGCGACCUGACGGCCACCACAAACCAAACGCGUCCAAUGUGUCCACCGUGGCAGCAGUUCCUGCGCCAGUCACCACUGCCGCCCCGCCCACCUCGGCCACCGGCGUGCCGGGGAGCGGCAUUAAGAAGGGUCUGCUCAAUCUCCCGAUGCCGCCCAUGGUACCCGGAUCGGAGGAUUUAAGUGGCGACGAAGAUAUCGGAUCACCCAUACUGCCCAGCAAUCGUGAUUCCGCACAGCAGCACCAAACACAAUCAGGCCAAACCAGUGUCAUCAACAACAACAACAACAAUACUAGCUUAAACAAUCGGUACAAAGGUGCAGCAGCUUCAGGUGGUGCCGCUGUGACCGCCGGUUCGGCGGCGACUUCCGCCCACCCAUCAGCCGGCGCUGGAAAGCCGCCGAUGACACGGCCGAGAAUUUUAAACCGACGUCAUUCCCGCAACAUGACCGCACCGAUGUCCGCGUCCGGCGGAAAGGAUUGGGGCGAACGGUGUGUGGAAGUGUUCGACAUGCUCGAGCAAAUUGGCGAAGGAACAUACGGACAGGUGUACAAAGCGAAAGACCAACAGACCAACGAGCUGGUGGCGUUGAAGAAAGUCCGGCUGGAGCACGAGAAGGAGGGCUUCCCGAUUACGGCGGUGCGUGAAAUCAAGAUCCUUCGGCAGCUGAACCACCAAAACAUCGUGAACCUGCGCGAGAUUGUGACGGACAAGCAGGACGCGCUCGAGUUUCGCAAGGACAAGGGUUCGUUCUAUCUGGUGUUCGAGUACAUGGAUCACGACCUGAUGGGGCUGCUGGAGUCGGGCAUGGUGGAUUUCAACGAGCAGAACAAUGCGAGCAUCAUGCGCCAGCUGCUGGACGGAUUGAACUAUUGUCACAAGAAAAACUUUCUCCACCGUGACAUCAAAUGUUCCAACAUUCUCAUGAACAACAGAGGCGAGGUGAAGCUGGCCGACUUUGGACUGGCUCGGCUGUACAACGCGGACAAUCGGGAACGUCCCUACACGAACAAAGUCAUUACGCUGUGGUACCGUCCACCGGAGCUACUGCUUGGCGAGGAGCGCUACGGUCCGGCGAUCGAUGUGUGGAGCUGCGGGUGCAUUCUAGGCGAGCUGUUCCUCAAGAAACCAUUAUUUCAAGCGAACCAGGAGCCAGCGCAGCUAGAGAUGAUAUCCCGGCUGUGCGGGACGCCAACGCCCGCCGUCUGGCCGAACGUCAUCAAACUACCCCUGUUCCAUACGCUCAAAUCAAAGAAACAGUACCGCCGCAAGCUGCGGGAGGACUUUGUGUUCAUGCCCACACCUUCGCUCGAUCUGCUCGAUAGUAUGCUGGUGCUGGAUCCGGAUCGACGCAUUACCGCCGAGGAUGCGUUAAAAUCAAACUGGCUUAAAAACGUUAUACCUGAGCAAUUACCUCCCCCGCAGUUGCCAACGUGGCAAGAUUGUCACGAGCUUUGGAGCAAGAAAAGACGUCGACAGCUUCGCGAACAGCAGGAAUCGGCACUCAACCUUCCGCCAGGCAAACCUUCGGGCAGCACAAUCAAGCUGGACGGUCUAACGUUACCCGGUACCGGUGCACCGACCGGCAUCAACAUGCUGUAAAGGCACGCGCGCGGCGGAUCUGCCUGCAUCGAAUACCUUAUUUUCGAAAGGUAUACCCAUUGGAGAAAGGAUUGGCUACUUAUCGAUUGUUCAUCAUUCUGGUUUUAACGAGUGCAUGUUACUACACAUGGUGUGAUACACAUCUCUAAGCUAAAGUUUUCGAACUGGAGCGGGAUGAUGGCAUGGUAAGAUGAUGUACGGACGAGGAGACAAGCGGGGGCGACCCAUUACCAUCAUUCUGCACUUUUGCAAAUUACCGUUCUUUUUUUACGAUAAAUUAGUUUAAAUCACCAGAAUCACUGAGAAAGUCAACCGCCUUCCUUCGCACCUUUGCAUUACCAUCUCGCUGUACCCCCGUGGUCAUGGAUAAGAAGCGAAAGGGUUAAGAGCUUUCUACGAAAGCAACGUAUGGAAUCAGGAAACACCAAGGCUCUCGGUCGUGUUUGUGUCUGAUCGCGCUGAACAGGAUCGCAACAAGCAGCAGUUUUGGCUUUUGGCUUUUGUUUUGCAAUAGAAGACGGAGGAAUCGAAAAAUGAGCCCAACCUGACGAAUGCGCGAUGAUGCUUAUGAAUACGAACUAUUUUAGUGAAAUAAAAGGCGGGCGCGUCCGUAGAUAGCGCUUAAAGAAGCCACGAGAAUCUUGAAGUGUCUUACCGACGGUGGUAGAAGGGAUGGGGAAGGUCAGCAAUAGGGAAUGGCCAUCGAUCUUCGGGCUCAGAGGAGUCGGAAGAAAAACCAAUCCAGGGAAAGGAGCAAAGGGCUGGUAAACAGGAAAGAGCAAUACAUAUACAUCGUCAUUUUAGGUAUGCCACGGGUAGAGAAACCGUACGACGUCAUGAACGAUAGAUAGACCGAGUGCCGAAGCUAUGCGAAUUGAUUGUAAGUUAGUACACAGGAACUGAACACACACACUGGCUAAUGUGACUUUCUCCGAUGUUCCGAUGCAUCUAGCAGAUACGUUGAACCCCCCCCCCCCCCCCCCCGCUUUCAUGGGUUCGCGCCGGAAUGGACGGUACGUAGCCAAUUAAGACAUACGGUAAACCUUAACUUGUACAGUAAUAGAGUAUGCUAAAAUGUAAAUUUGUUACAAAAAAAUAUAUUUCAUCCCAAAACACUGACA
Messenger RNA from Anopheles stephensi (Asian malaria mosquito), 7104 nucleotides. It is a transcript of the gene Cdk12, whose product is annotated as cyclin-dependent kinase 12. Gene Ontology annotation, cellular component: cyclin/CDK positive transcription elongation factor complex; nucleus. Gene Ontology annotation, biological process: protein phosphorylation; positive regulation of transcription elongation by RNA polymerase II; transcription elongation by RNA polymerase II. Lineage: Eukaryota; Metazoa; Arthropoda; Insecta; Diptera; Culicidae. Gene Ontology annotation, molecular function: cyclin binding; ATP binding; cyclin-dependent protein serine/threonine kinase activity. The record is from RefSeq and is a predicted model, not a curated record. The transcript is spliced from 8 exons. The coding region runs from base 1334 to 5983 and encodes 1549 amino acids.